Molecule: messenger RNA, 2239 nt
Organism: Argiope bruennichi
Lineage: Eukaryota; Metazoa; Arthropoda; Arachnida; Araneae; Araneidae
Product: AN1-type zinc finger protein 4-like
Exons: 11
Coding region: 326-2185 (619 amino acids)
Molecular function (GO): protein binding; zinc ion binding
Source: RefSeq, a predicted model, not a curated record
GAACGUUCAAAAAGACUUCUUUACUUUUCAACUCAUCUUACGUUAUACUUUAAACAAGUUUUCAAUGUUUUAUCCUAUUUUCUUUAUAUCUUAGAAAUUUAUUUUUAAAUGUUAUAUUAUGCAUUGCUUUCGAGCAUCCUUUCCUUUAAGGAAAUUAAUCAUCCAUGUUCAGUGCUAUGUAAUGAAAGGCCUUACAAUGUAUGGUUUACAUCUGUAACAUAGAUAAGAAAUCCCCUUCAUCCUGAAGAAAUGAUUUGUAGGGGUAAUUUUAUGGAAGGCCUUGCUUUGUCCUUGAAACAUCAUAUGAUAAUAUAAUAAUGAUACAAUGGCUGAAAAUCGAAUGGAGCUAUUUAUUGAAACCUUAACUGGAACUGCAUUUGAGCUUAGUUGUUCACCACUGGAAACAAUAGUAUCCAUCAAAGCUAAGAUUCAAUACUCAGAAGGUAUUCCUGUGUCUCAACAGCAUUUGAUUUGGAAGUCUCAGGAGCUUAAUGAUGAUCUGUGUCUCCAGGAUUACUGUAUUAAUGAUGGGGCUACCUUAAAGCUUGUUCUUGGAAUGAGAGGUGGACCCAUUAACACCAGACAAGUUUCAGAUACAAAAAAGCUGAAAGACCUUGCAGAAUAUGUUGAAAGAAGCAGUGAAACCGCCGGUUCUGGUGGCAGGCCAUUUACUGUUUUAGUGUUUCAUGAUGGCGAUAAAGUUCAUAUGUAUACAUUAAUGGAAAGAGGAGAAUGUACUGUUUCACCACUAUCUGGUACCAUAAGUGAAACAUCAUCUAUUGCCUCCAUUAAAAACAUUGAAGAAAUCGACAAGGAAAUUAUAAAAGAGAAUGAAGUUACAAAAGAAAAAAUAGCCCAGUUGCAAGAACAGUUAAGAGCUUUAAAUAUCAACAAGUCUAAAAAGUUUUCUGCAAGUGUUGCACAUUCAAAUCCUUUUUCUAUUCAAGAAAAAUCAAUUAAUCAAAAGUGCAAAGAAGAUUUUUAUUUACCCCCUAUUGAAAAAAGGGAUUCAUUGAAUUCACCGUCCAAACAGUAUUUUACCAAGCAUGCUCAAAACAAGAUUAAAACUGAUCAGAAAUCAGAUAAUUCACAUUUUGGAUUAAUGAAGGAAAGGCCAAAUUCUACUUUUGCCUCAUCUAGCAAUACUGCAGAAAGUGAUAGCAAACAUCCUGAAAAAAUACCUAGUUCUCACCAAAAUGUAUCAAGAAAAACUUCUGCUGCCUUAGAUUGUAUUGCCAACAGCAUUUCUACUUAUCUUCUUACAAGUCCUGAUAAAAUUUCUGCAGAAAAUAAUGGUCAUUCCUGCUCAAAUUUUUUGCCUUAUAUACCAUCAGCACUAGGAGCUUCAAGCAUUCAAAAAAAGACAUUAUCUCGCCAGAAUCCUCAGAUGGUUGCAGUUAAUGUCAGAACACCAUGUUUAGACUCGAUUAUUAAGUAUGAUCCGUCCCGUUUAAAGAAAGCGCACAAACAAUUGCCAUUUACCAGCAGUCAUGCUUUAUCUUCACGAAAACUCAUUGACCUUGAUGAAUGGAUACAGAACAGGCCGAAAACAAGUCCAGAAAAAAUUACUUAUAAAAGUAUUGGAGAAAAGGUAAAUAAGGAAAAGUUAGGCCGUGAUGAUCGGAGUAGACGUAAAUUGAAACAUAGCAUUAAAAAUCCUCUUUCUCUUAAUUUAUCACAAGGGAAAUCCAGUUUGAUGAUGCAAAUGUUUAAUGACAAUCGAGAGGUUUCAUUUAGUUUAAGUCCAGCAGUUGUAACCAAAAGUAAUUCAAAUGCCAGUAAUAAGAACCUAAAAUCUUCAGGUGGAUCAUUAGUUACUUCCUCAAUCAAAACAUUUCAACCAUAUAUGCUCAAUGAUUCUGAAGUGCAUCAGAAUUCUGAGGUGUUUCCAAAUGUUAAUAGUACAAAGGCGAUACCUAAGCAGCAAAAUGAAGAAAUCAAUAGACCUCAAUCGGGGAAAAAAUUACCUCUUAUUAAAGGAAAAAAGAAAUCGAAACGAUGUUCAUUGUGCUCAAAAAAGACUGGCUUAGCUACAAGUUACAUUUGCAGAUGUGGUAAAAACUUUUGUGCAACUCAUAGGUAUGCAGAAGUUCAUCAUUGCUCAUAUGAUUACAAAACAGAGGGACGUCGAUUGCUUCAGUUGAAUAAUCCUGUAGUGGCUGCUUCAAAAUUACCCAAGAUAUGACAGUAUUUGUGGUUAAUUCAAAAGAACGUGUUUUUGUAUAUUUUAAUAAUAAAU